This is a messenger RNA of Trypanosoma grayi, 651 nucleotides long. Its product is annotated as adenylate kinase. Bases 1 to 651 code for a protein of 216 amino acids. Gene Ontology annotation, molecular function: ATP binding; nucleoside diphosphate kinase activity; AMP kinase activity. Gene Ontology annotation, cellular component: cytoplasm. NCBI's taxonomy places the organism in Eukaryota, Euglenozoa, Kinetoplastea, Trypanosomatida, Trypanosomatidae. Gene Ontology annotation, biological process: nucleoside triphosphate biosynthetic process. The transcript has a single exon. The record is from RefSeq and is a predicted model, not a curated record.
AUGCCACUGAACCUCCUGCUGUUCGGCGCCCCUGGAUGCGGCAAAGGGUCUGCGGGUGAAGCGCUUGUCAAAGACUACAGUCUGCUUCACAUCAGCGCCGGCAGCCUCAUGAGGGAUGAGGUGGAGAAAGGAACUAAGAUUGGACGACAAGUGGCGGCGUACAUGAGCGAAGGAAGGCUCAUCCCGGAUGAAGUCAUUGUAAAGGUGAUGGCAGAACGGCUCAGCGAAAGAGACGCCAGGGCAAAAGGUGUCCUCCUAGAUGGCUACCCGCGCACUCUUAGCCAAGCCAAGGCACUCGCUGCAACUGGCUUUGAGAUCGACGCAAUGGUGUUCAUUAGCGUGGACGCCCAGAUGCUAGAGGAACGUUGCCUGUUGCGCCGAUUAGACCCCGUUACGGGGCGUAUUUACAACUUGAAAAGCGACCCUCCACCGGAUGAGAUUAUGAGCCGCCUUCUGAUCCGAUCUGACGAUACACGCGAAAAGCACCAGCGGCGGAUGAAAAUUUACCGAGCUGAGAGGACAGCCCUUCUUGAGUACUACGCGGGGCGGAUAUUGGAGGUGGAUGGCAAUCCUCCAUUUCCUGUUGUGUAUGCAUCGAUGCGGGUCAAAAUUGAUGCGCUUGCCAGGGCCAAGCGGAAAAGUAAGUUGUGA